Molecule: messenger RNA, 4306 nt
Organism: Caenorhabditis auriculariae
Lineage: Eukaryota; Metazoa; Nematoda; Chromadorea; Rhabditida; Rhabditidae
Source: the annotation of a GenBank genome assembly
AUGGCGGCCAAGUACCUGUUCUACAUACUGGCUCUGUUGGUUCACCUACUCCGUGCCGACGAUACGACUCUUCGAAGUGAAAAUAUACCCGAAACGUCCGCACUUUACAAACUUCAGCGUGCAUCGGCGGGCCGGUCCAGAACUUGGACAUUGGUUGCCAGAAAAUCACCUUGGAACCUCUUAUAAUUCAGAAAUUGAACGGGAACAGUGAGGAUUUUUUUUUGCACGUUCUCGGCGCGAAUUCGAAUUUUUGAAUUUUUCGCUUUGGAAUUAUUGAGGAUCGUCAGAGUGGUCCUUAUAGGGAAGUCCUUUCCUAACCCCUCUAGGGAUCACUCUGGUGUCCCUUAGUAGGGGUCAGACUCUUAACCCCUAGAGGAACCACCUUGAUUUUACCCCUAUAAGGAGCCCUCUUCUGUCCACUAUAGGGGCUUCUUCUCCUAAACCCUCUAGGGACCACUUUACCUCUCCGUAGUACUGGGCGCACUUUUUCGUCCCUAUAGGGGCUUCUUUUCCUAAACCCUAUAGGGACCACUUUGGCGCUCCUUAGUAGGGGUCAGACCCUAAAACCAUAUAGUAAGCACCUGUAUUUAAGCCCUCUAGAGAGCCCUUUUCUGUCCACUAUAGGGGCUUCUUUUCCUGACCCCUAUAGGGACCACUCUGGCGUUCCUAAUUAGGGGUCGGAGCCCAAAAACUUAUAGAAAGCAACUAAAUUGAAGCCCUCUAGGGAGCCCUUUUCUGUCCCCUGUAGGGCCUUUUUCCCCUAACCCCUCUAGGGACCACUUUGGCGCUCCUGAGAUCAAAUAAUUCGGAGCGAACUUUUAGAUUUUUCCUUGAACAAAUGAAACCAUUUUCCUCAAAAAGAACUUGAAUUGGCGCCAAAAACGCGACGCGACCGCUCCGCUUGCCAAUUCCAGAAAGAAAAAUGGAUUAUAGAAAAUUGAAAGUUCAGAAAUAGCCGUUCUAAACAGCGGAAAAUUGGAGACGAUCAUCGAAAUUCGUGCCGGAUUGGUCGUUUCCGAGAACGAUUUGCCCGGCUUCCUGGAAAUCCUACCCAAUUUGAAAGUUCUCAAUAAUGAUGGAGGUUUGGAAUGGCUCGAAGCGCAAGUCGUUUCUGGUCGGGCGCAAGUGCCAAAGGGGUGUUUCAGCUUUGAAUAUGGCUCAUUUUGGAUCAGUUUUUUACGCUGAUUCUGAAUCUGUAUUCAAAAUUGGCUAGGAAGGUCUGAGAGAAAAGUUAUGACCUAUUAAAACGCCUCAAACCAUUCCCCAUGCGACCAUUUUCAACUCUAUUCAGGUCCGGCACUCACCUUUUUCAAGAAUAAAAACUUGAAGUCGUUCAAAAUCGGCAAGGGCACCAAAUCCGGCAUUUCUGGGGUUUGAACCGUUUUUUUUUUUUUGAAAUUUUAAAAAGUAUGAUUCUGAAUGUCUUACCUACACUGACAAAAUCAGCAUUUUUCAACCGAUUAAAAAAAAUUUUCAGGAAAGCGUCGUUUUCAAGGACGAGCCGUUCUUCUCGGACGCCUAUGAAAGUGCCGAAUCGUCAGUUUUUUAUCUUCCUUUUCUUUUUCCGAAAAAUAUGUUUUGGUUGAAUUCUAGUGACUUUUCUGCAAGUGGCAAUUCAAGGGAUUUGAAAAAAAAAAACAAUUUUUUUCCUGAAUAACCCUGAGAAAUUUGGCAAAAAGUCAUGUGGCUCAGUGGCGUUUCAGUCGAACUGCCAUUUUCAAUACCAAGGUUCGGAUCCUCUCAGCGCCAACUUUUUUUUGCCUUUUUGUCAUGGGAAGAUUUUAAGGUUCACAGCCGAAGUUAGUCCAAAAAUGGCCCAAGUUUUUAUCAAAGAUCUUAUUUUUUGCCUAUGGAAGGGCCAAGUCGUCAGUUUUUUCCCUUCUCUGUUAAUCAAAGUUCAAAAAUCCUAUAAAAGCAUCAGUGUUCCCUCUAGUAACUUCUCCGCAAGUGGUCACUCAAGGGAUUUAAAAAAAGCAAUUCUCCCAUGAAAAACCCUGAAAAAUUUGGCAAAAAGUCAUGUAGCUCAGUGGCGUUUUAGUCGAACUGCCAUUUUCGAUACAAAGGUUCGGAUCCUCUCAGCGCCAACUUUUUUUUGCCUUUUUGUCAUGGGAAGAUUUUAAGGUUCACAGCCGAAGUUGGUCCAAAAAUGGCCCAAGUUUUUGUCAAAGAUCUUAUUUUUUGCCUAUAGAAGUGCCGAAUCGUCAAUUUUUUUCUUCUCUGUUUCUCAAAAUUCAGAAAUAUUAUAGAAGCAUCAGUGUUCCCUAUAGUGACUUUUCUGCAAAUGGCCAUUCAAGGGAUUUGAAAAAAACAAUUUUUUCCUGAAAAACCCUGAGAAAUUUGGCAAAAAGUCAUGUAGCUCAGUGGCGUUUUAGUCGAAUUGCCAUUUUCAAGACCAAGGUUCGGAUCCUCUCAGCGCGAACUUUUUUUGCCAUUUUUUCUUUGUGGCCAUUCAAGGGAUUUUGAAAAACAUGUUUUUGUUGAAAUCUAGUGACUUUUCUCUGAUUGGCCUUUCGAAAGAUUUAAAAAAAAAACAAUUUUUCUGUGAAAAACCCUGAAAAAUUUGGCAAAAAGUCAUGUAGCUCAGUGGCUUUCCGGUCAAACUGCCAUUUUCAAUACCAAGGUUCGGAUCCUCUCAACGCAAAAUUUUUUUGCCUUUUUUUCUGUGGAUCGGUUCACAGUCGAAGUUGACUCAAAAAUGGUCAAAAAAUUUUUUCACAUUGUAGUCAUGUACAGAGACGACUUAAAGUAGAACUCUAAAGGGAUCACUUGAAAUUAUCGAUUUUUCAGGUACAAAGCCCUACUUGACUUGGCGACCGAAUUUAAAACAUCAAAUUGCUACGCGCCAUUUGUUGGAAAAAUCACUCCGGCGGAAGUUGAAGGUUUGGUUUGGUCGAAAAGGCCGCAUGGGGAAUAGCUCGGCCCGACCGGAACGACUUGCGCCCUGUCUGAGCCAUUCUACGUGCGACCAAUGCUUUUUUUAAUGAGGGAAAAUUGAAGGAAUGAGCACUUUCGAAAUCGUGUACAUUGUUGUGGUCGCUGUCUUCAGUCUUAUCUUGAUUGGCGUCCUUUUUGCCAUCAUCAAGUGUGACUACCAUGCACUGGGGAAGCUGGGAAAGGAGAAACCGAGAGGUGAUUUUUUUCAAAAAAAAAUUGUUCAUUUAUAAUAGUUUUAAAGUUAGUUUAAAGGCGCAGACCCUCAAAAUAACAUUUUUUGGAGUUUUCGAAGUUUUUCGAAGUACUUUAGGGGCCGCUGGGAAAGGAGAAACCGAGAGGUGGUUUUUAAAAAAAAUAGUUCAUUCAUAAUAGUUUUAAAGUUAGUUUAAAGGCGCAGACCCGGAAAAAAAUCAAUAUUUCUCGAAGUUUCAAAAAUUUUCCAAGCACUUUAGUGGCCACUAGAAGAGGAAAGAACCAGAGGUGACAUUUUUGAGAAAAUAGUUCAUUCAUAACAGCUUGGAGGGCAGUUUAAAGGCGCAGACCCUGAAAAAUUACUUUUUCUUGAAUUUAGAAAUUUUUUCAAGUACUUUAGGGACUACUGGGAAAGGAGAAAACCCGAGGUGACAGUUUUGAAAAAAAAUAUUUCAUUCAUAUUAGCUCGGAAGGUAGUUUAAAGGCACAGAACCUGAAUAAUCAAUAUUUCUCGAGUUUUCGAAAUUUUUCCAAGUACUUUAGGGGCCGCUGGGAAAGGAGAAAACCAGAGGUGACUUUUUAAAAAAUGGUUCAUUCAUAACAGCUUGGAGGGUAGUUUAAAGGCGCAGACCCUGAAAAAUCAACAUUUCUCUAUUUUCCGAAAUUUUUCAAGUACUUCAGGGACCACUAGGAGAAGAGAAAAACUAGAGGUAGAAAUUCAUAGUUCAUUUAUAACAGAUUGCAGGGUAGUUUAAAGGCGCAGACCCGGAAAAACUACUCUUCCUCGAAUUUUCGAAAUUUUUCCAAGUACUUUAUGAUCCGUUGAGGUAUUUUUAGAAAAGCCAAAAAUGUACAGAAAUCCUUGCUUUUUCUGAAAAUAAUUGCUUAAAAGUAGUCCUUCAAGAGUUUUAAAGGCGCAGGGCGUGGCUUUGAUCUUUUCGCUUCCAGAACUUUUUUUCAAUUUUUAUCUGCUCCUUUAAAAAAUUCCCAAAAAAAUAUUUUUUUUUAUUUUUUUAUUUUUGCCUGUACAACCCUUCCAUUGAAAAACAUAAAUAAUUUAUUUCAUAAUUUUUUUAAAUUCUCAGAACAUCGCCCGAGAGAAUACACGACAAAAUCGCCGAUGAAUUUCGCAAUGGAGCCGCACAAAAGAUCGCAUUACAACAGCAAGAAAGAAUAUUGA